AUGGAUAACGGCACCAAUGAGGUUACUGUUGCGCCGGACAUUGGCGCGACUUAUGUCGACAAGGUUCUCCCCAUAAUCUACGCGUUCAUCGGUGUGUUUGGGAUGAUCGGCAACGGGCUUGUUUGCGUCACCUUCUUGAUCAAACGCCGCACCUUUGGGUCGGUCACCAAUCUUCUAAUUCUGAACCAGUCCAUGAUCGACCUGAUCGACUCCUUUCUGUUUCUGAUACUGCGAUUCGGGCCCCAAUUCCCCGAGAGAGGAGACGGUGAUGUUGUGACCGAGCUGGCGUGUCGAUUGUGGUUCUCCGAGUACAUUAUGUGGUCCCUGUUCAUCGCGUCCACUGUAAACCUCCUCUUCGUCUCGUUGGAGAGGUACUUCGCGAUUUGCCACGCCGUCAGACACCGGUCGUUGGUCACGACUCGUCGGGCUAACAUAGCCCGUCUACUGGCCUGGAUCAUCGGCUUCAGUUACCAGUCGUACUGGGCGGCCUUACAUAAAGUCACCUAUGGUCAAUGCUACGCUGUUUGGCCGAGCCCAGCUGCCCAAGCCGUUGGAGGCACGGUGUUCUUCUGUUGCGAGUACUUGAUUCCGCUCAGCAUCAUGACGUUCAGUUACGCCAACAUCAUUAAUACGUUACGAUCGAGAAGAAAGCGAGAUAACGCCAACGUAAACACAUUCCAACGGGCCAAACGUAACGUCACCUUCACGCUGUGUUUUGUGUUUGUGUCGUAUACGGUCUGCUGGACACCAACUGAGUUUGCUUAUCUUUUGUACAACAUGGGGAAGGACUACGAUUUCAGCAGCUCGAUGCAUUUCACUUUCACUGUGUUCGUUCUUCUGAAUAUGUGUAUCAAUCCACUGAUAUAUUUGUUUAAGUAUAAAAGGUUCCAGGGUGAGUUGAGGAAGCUAUUUUGCCGCUGUGUCCGGAGUAAUAAAGUUGGUGGAGCCGUGAUCACAGUGGCCCCGGUAGUUUCAACAGCUAAUGUAGCCGGUAUAUCAAAGGGCCCAUGGGGUGUGUAA
Messenger RNA from Asterias rubens (European starfish), 1020 nucleotides. Its product is annotated as galanin receptor type 2-like. The coding region runs from base 1 to 1020 and encodes 339 amino acids. The record is from RefSeq and is a predicted model, not a curated record. NCBI's taxonomy places the organism in Eukaryota, Metazoa, Echinodermata, Asteroidea, Forcipulatida, Asteriidae. The transcript has a single exon. Gene Ontology annotation, cellular component: membrane. Gene Ontology annotation, biological process: G protein-coupled receptor signaling pathway. Gene Ontology annotation, molecular function: G protein-coupled receptor activity.